GAAAAAAAAAGAUGGAGGAGAUUCUUGGAAGGUUUAAAGUUUUUGAAAAAAGCAUAAAUAUCCUUGGUCUCAUUAAUAAGAGUGUUGACGAGAAACCAUCACCAAGACAACCGACCACAUCAUUGAUUGAAGAAUCUGAGGUCUUUGGUAGAGAUGGGGAUAAGGAGGCCAUAGUCAAUUUGUUGCUUGCAGAUGAUCAUGAGGGUAGGAAUAAGGUGUCUGUGAUUCCAAUAAUAGGCAUGGGUGGCAUUGGCAAAACCACCCUUGCUCAAUUAGCAUACAAUGAUCACGCAGUUGAGAAGCACUUUAACCUCAAAUCAUGGGUUUGUGUUUCUGAGGAGUUUGAUAUUAUUAAGGUAACAAAAACGGUCCUCUGUGCAGUAACCAAGUCUAAUUCUCAUUCUUAUGAUGACACAAACCUAGAUUUGCUUCAAAACAAGUUGAAAGAGGAGCUAACGAGGAAAAAAUUCUUAAUUGUUUUAGAUGAUGUGUGGAACGAGGAUUAUAAUGAUUGGCAGAAAAUGAGAACACCUUUUCAAUUUGGGGCUCAUGGAAGUAAGAUCAUUGUAACAGCACGCAAUAAAGAAGUUGCAGACAUCAUGGGCACUACUCCAACUCAUUUUCAGCUUGAGCAGUUGAAAGAGGAAGAUUGCUGGCAAAUAUUUCAAAAGCAUGCAUUUGACAAAAUUAGAGAUUCUAGUGUAAGUCAAGUCCUAGAGAAAAUUGGUAGAGGAAUUGUCAAGAAAUGCAAGGGCUUGCCUAUAGCUGCAAAAACACUUGGAGGUCUCUUGCGUUCUAAAGAAGAUGUUAGCGAAUGGGAAAGAGUAUUAAAGAGUGAGAUUUGGGAUUUCUCACAUAAAAAGAGCAAAAUUCUACCAGCUUUGUUGCUAAGUUACAACUACCUUCCGUCACAUUUAAAGCGAUGCUUUGCUUUUUGUUCAACAUUCCCGAAGGACUAUGGAUUCCAGAAGAAUGAACUCGUUUUAUUGUGGAUGGCAGAAAAUCUUUUGCAGCAAGCAAACAUAAAUAAAAGAGUGGAAGAUGUAGGGAAUGAAUAUUUUAAUGAGUUAGUGUCUAGGUCAUUUUUUCAAAGAACAAGUAUUGGAGAAGAAUCUUGGUUUGUCAUGCAUGAUCUUGCUCAUGAUGUGGCCAGAUUUGUAUCAAGGGGAUAUUGUUUUUCAUUUGAAAGUGGCAACUCAGAUGGAAAUAUGAUGAAAGUACGUCAUCUAGCUGCUGCACCAGGUGCUUCCUUACAAAGAUAUGGUGCUAUUUCUGAAGCAAUUCAUUUGCGGUCCUUUUUACUGUUGUCUCAAUAUUCAUACCCAAGCUUACCUAAUCAAACGGUGAAUAAUGUAAUUUUGAAGUUGAGGUGUUUGAGAAUAUUGUCGUUGUCUUGUUGUCGAAAUUUGGAGCAAUUAAGUGAUUCAAUUGGUGAGCUUAAGCAUCUUCGUUUCCUUGACCUCUCUGGGACUUCAAUCAAAAGAUUGCCAAACUCUGUGAGUAGGUUGUACAAUUUACAAACAUUAAAGUUAUCAGGGUGCGCUAAACUCAUUGAGUUGCCUGAAGAUAUGUACCAUCUCAUCAACUUACGACACCUUGACAUCACUUACUGUCGUAAUUUAAAAGAGAUGCCGAGACAAAUAGGUGAUUUAAAAAGCCUACAAACAUUGAGUACUUUCAUCGUGGGAGAAGAUAAUGGGGCGAAAAUAGAAGAGUUGAGGGGGCUUUCAGAUCUGCAUGGAGAACUUCAUCUUCAGAAUUUACAGAAUGUUGCAAGUGCCACGGAUGCAUCGGAAGCCAGGCUGAUGGACCUGAAAUAUCUUCAAGGGGUGAGUUUGUUUUGGAAAGUCAAUGCAAUUCAUGAUACAGCACAGAGAGCCCAUGCAAACGAUAUGAUACAUCACGGAGAAGUACUUGAAAAGCUAUUGCCUCACACGAACUUGGAAAGGCUUUCCAUUUAUGGAUAUGGAGGUACUUCAUUUCCCUAUUGGUUAGGGAAUCAUUCAUUCUGUAACAUAGUUUCUAUAAAACUUAAAAAUUGUAGCUGUUGCAAUAGUUUGCCACCGCUAGGACAGCUACCCUCCCUCAAAACUCUGGAAAUUGAGGGACUGAGUGGAGUGGUGACUGUUGGUGCUGAGUUUAAAGGGAAUAUUGGUGGUUCUUCCAUAACAAAGCCAUUUGCAUCACUCGAAUUCUUAAGUUUCAGAGGCAUGUCGGCGUGGGAAGAGUGGUCUUCAAUUGGAGUUGAAGAUGGUGAGGUUUUUCCUAAGCUCAAAAAACUCCAUAUAAAUGAAUGUAAAAAGCUACGUUAUGUUGAUUGGCCAGACAGCCUUCCAUGUUUAACAGAGCUUGAAAUUGAAGGUCAUAUAGAUGUAAUCGAAAUUUAUCUUGGUCAUAUAAAUGAGGUGGCUCUUGAAUCGUCACUCCCAAGGACUCCGGCUCUUCAUAAAUUGAGGUUAGGCAUGUGUGAAAAACUACGACUAGAGGAACUGCCACAGACAGUGAAAUCAAUUCAUAUCGGAGGAAAUAAUGGUGUAGAGUCAUUAAUUGAGGCAUUUAACAAAGGCCAAACCUCUUUUCUUAAGAAAAUGUAUAUUCGAAAUUGUCCUUUAGCAAUUACACUCGUUCCUGAAUUCCUGCCCGCUACCUUGACAGAACUAGAAAUCAUUGAUUGUAAGAAAUUAGAAUUCCCAAUGCAAUGCUCACUCAAGAACUCAUCCAUUCGAAGAGUUGAAAUCGGGCGUUCUUGUGAUUCACUUAGAUUCUUCCCUCUAGAUUUCGCUCCCAACCUCAUCAGACUCAGCAUUUGGAAUUGUGAAAAUCUCGAAUCUCUAGGAGUCUCCUCAGAUGGGGAUGGGAUGCUAACAUCUCUAUCAUUCUUUAUACACUAUUAUUUGAAUAUAUAA
This is a messenger RNA of Ziziphus jujuba (common jujube), 2906 nucleotides long. Its product is annotated as putative disease resistance RPP13-like protein 1. Gene Ontology annotation, molecular function: ADP binding; protein binding. The transcript has a single exon. Lineage: Eukaryota; Viridiplantae; Streptophyta; Magnoliopsida; Rosales; Rhamnaceae. Gene Ontology annotation, biological process: defense response to other organism. The record is from RefSeq and is a predicted model, not a curated record. Bases 12 to 2906 code for a protein of 964 amino acids.